This is a messenger RNA of Drosophila biarmipes, 2030 nucleotides long. Its product is annotated as carnosine N-methyltransferase. The record is from RefSeq and is a predicted model, not a curated record. The coding region runs from base 216 to 1586 and encodes 456 amino acids. The transcript is spliced from 6 exons. NCBI's taxonomy places the organism in Eukaryota, Metazoa, Arthropoda, Insecta, Diptera, Drosophilidae. Gene Ontology annotation, molecular function: S-adenosylmethionine-dependent methyltransferase activity.
ACUGGCUAGGUGGACCAGUGGGGCGCAGCAAAAUCGAGCCGGACAAAGUAAAUAGCCCACUAGCGGCAUACAUAUGGACUGUAUUCCACUCCGAAUCGGUGAACUAUCCGUGUUUUCAGCUUUAGUUUCUCCACCUCUCAGGAGCAGGCGGAUAAAGUGAAAGAACGCAGAGUUUAUAUACGCAAUGCGCCACUAACGCACUCAAAAGCAAGCCAAUGGACUGCGCCGCCUUCCCCAUGCACCCCAAAAUGGACGAGCAGCUGGCCCGCACGUUUGCCGCCAACGAGGAGGAGGAGGAGCGCCACAUUCAGAAGGUGCAGAACGCCUUCCUCUACUACGGGCCAUAUGCGUGUCAGCGGCUAAAGCGCUCCGUGGAUUACCUGAACAGCCUGUCUGCGGAGGAUCAAAUAAUGCUGGCCAAGUACCGGGGGCACUUGGAGUGUGUCCGCACGUGCAUCGAUCGCAAUCAGGCGGUUAUCCGGGAGAUACUGAGGGAGCGGGUUCUCUAUCCGCCGGAGGAAGCGGACGAAAAGCCCUCGGCGGACCGCUGGGAGUUCGACGAGCCGCCGCCACAUGUGAGGCACGGUGAUAUGGACCAGAAUGAUAUUCCAUUCGAUGAAGCUGACGUUGAACCUCUAAAAAUUUUAAAGGCCCAGUCGACGUUGAAGCUGAUCGCGCGCGACUGGAGCACCGAUGGCGCCCUGGAACGGGAGCAAUCCUACAAGCCGAUCAUCGACAGCAUCGUGGAGUACUUCAAGCCCGGCGACUACGAGCUGAAAGAGAUUAAGAUCCUGGUGCCCGGAGCGGGACUGGGGCGACUCACCUACGAGCUGGCUUGCUUGGGAUACUCUUGUGAGGGCAACGAGUUCUCCUACUUCAUGCUGAUCGCCUCCAACUUUGUCCUCAACCUGUGCGACUAUGAGAACAAGUAUGUGCUGUAUCCGUGGGUGCACCAGUAUGUUAACAACCUGAGGCGCGAGGACCAGGUGACCGCCGUGCGCUUUCCCGACGUCUGUCCGCUGAAGAAUCCGCCUAAGGGCCACUUUGAGAUAGCGGCAGGAGAUUUUCUGGAGGUCUAUAAGAUGCCAAACGCCUACAACUGCGUGGCCACGUGCUUCUUCAUAGAUUGUGCCAAUAACGUAAUUGACUUUAUACGCACCAUUUACAAAAUUCUUGUGCCCGGCGGCAUUUGGGUGAAUCUCGGCCCGCUGCUGUAUCACUACAGCGAUGUUAGCGGACAGAACAGCAUCGAGCCGACGUUCGAGGACCUGUGCAUCAUCAUGGAGAGCGUGGGCUUCAUAAUCGAGAAGUCGCGCACGGGUAUCCGCACCAAGUAUGCUCAGAACCCAUCGUCGAUGAAACAGAGCGAGUACCAGAGCCUCUUCUGGGUCUGCCGCAAGCCGGAUCCAUUUGAGGAGCAGCGGGGCAAGCGUAAGGCCUCGCGGGAGCCACAUGAUCUCAUUGUGCGCGAGGACAGCGAGGAGGAGGCGGAGCAGCACCAGGAGCGGGCAGGGGAGCAGACAGAACAGCUGAAGCAGCCAGCCACGUCCAACGAUGAGACUGAGAUGGAAGCCCAGCCAACGUGAUAGCCAUGGAGUCCAAAACCCAGCCACCCAACCGAACUCAAAUCCCAAUCCAAACCAAACCCACCUACAAAUGCCAUCACCACCAUUACCUUAAUCACCGCGUCAUAGGCAAGACGGGAAACUCGAAUCGCCACCACAAUUCGAUGAUGAUUCGACGUUGUUGAUUAACUGCUUUACCUCUCUUCUAUUAUACACCAUUAGAGUUGCUAGAUUUUAAAGUUGUUCAAAUCUACAAGUGUUAGAAAACUCCUUGCUCGACUAACGUGCAAAGUCAACAGCGAGUGUUUCGAAAUAUAGGCCAACCAAAUAUACCAAAAUGAAUUUUAGAGAAUUUCUUGCUCCAAACAAAAUCUGUCAUGCAAAUUCAAAGUGAGUUUCGAAAUAGGCCAAGCAAAUAUACCAAAACAAAACGUUAAGUAUAAAUAAAUAAUUUUUAUUUGUUUA